Rosa chinensis is the source of this 1413-nucleotide messenger RNA. Its product is annotated as putative DEAD-box ATP-dependent RNA helicase 33. Bases 105 to 722 code for a protein of 205 amino acids. The record is from RefSeq and is a predicted model, not a curated record. The transcript has a single exon. NCBI's taxonomy places the organism in Eukaryota, Viridiplantae, Streptophyta, Magnoliopsida, Rosales, Rosaceae.
CAGAAAAUCCAGACCUCUGGGCCUUAAACCCCAAUUCGCUUCUGUUCAGUUGUUCAAGAUUUCUGAGUCACAUUGAAGGCUUGAACUGAAUCUUCCUUUAAAAAAUGUCAAUCCUCCACACCUCUCUCACACACCAAUCCCUCUCCUUCUCCAAAUCCCUGACCUCCCCAACCCCUCUCUUCCUCCACACAAACCUCUCCCUUAAACCCUUAACCCCAAAGCCCACAUUCAUCCGAAUGGGCGGCGGGCCCAGGACCUUCCCCGGCGGCGUAUCCAAGUGGCAGUGGAAGCGCAUGCAGGCCAAGAAAGCCAAGCAGCUCCUCAAGGCCCGCCUCUGCCGCGAGCGCCAAAUCUACGAGAUGCGAAAGCGGGCGGAGCUCAAGGCCGCCGUGUCGGAGCUCGAGCGCCCCUGGGAGACCGUCGAGAAGCCUCCCAAUUUGUUCUCCGUCAGCGCCGAUGAGCAGGUGAAGGUCUUGGCCGAUCGGUUCCAGAGGCCGGGAGGGUUUGACCUGUGGACCGAGAGGGAUGGGCCGGAGCUGUUCCGGACCAUGGAGGACCUGCCGUCGGCAAGGUUUUUUCCCAAGGGGGUAGUGCAUAGUGUGAGGCCGUACAGGAGGAUUGGGGCUGAGGAAUUGGGGGAGGAGGAAGAUGAGGGUUUUGGAGGAGUCAAGGGAUUGGUUGAGGGCUUAAGGGUGCAGAGAGGUCAAAUGGGGAGGGUUUGAAUUCGAAAAGUUGUUCGGAGUCGGUGAAUUUUCGAAAUGGGAGGAUGUAUAAUGGUAAACUGAGGAGGAAGGGGAAGGGGAAAGGGAAUAGGGGAAAUGCUGAAGCUUCAAGUGAUGUUGAUAGGAAACAGAGAGGACAGAGUCCUGUAAUGCGCAGUGGCGAAAAUGGGAAUUCUAGGAGAAGUGGUGGAUUGAAGUUGAAUGGUCAUGGUGUUGAUAGGAGGUCUUCGCGUGGGUAUAAUUCGAGAGAAGGUGGUGUUGAUAGGAGACAGAGAGGACAGGGUCACAUAAUCCACAGUGGGGAAGAUACGCGUGAUACAAGGAAAGGUGCAUUGAAAUCGAAAGGUUCAGAGUCUGAAGUUUUUGAUAUGAGGUUGCGACAAGAUGGGAGCUAUGAAUUUCAUUAGUUCAGUGGCGAGAUCCUAAGAACUAGGAUAAUGGCAUGCUCAAUGAACAAUGAAAAUGCCAGGUGGAUGAUCCUGAGAACGCAGGAUGACAAUGAAGAGCCAAUCGUUGUAAUGCUCAGCUCAGAACAAUUAGCCACAUGACUCGGGAAAAGGUCAGGCAAAGAGCUAGCAUUCUCCCAAAUUGUAUGUAAAUAUUUAUAUUUUGUGGUUAUUAUAUGCUGAAAUAGUUGAAUGAAAAAUAUUACUCCAAUCAAAGUAUAUCUAACAAUAAUUUUAUGGACUAA